Microplitis mediator is the source of this 984-nucleotide messenger RNA. RefSeq lists its product as uncharacterized. NCBI's taxonomy places the organism in Eukaryota, Metazoa, Arthropoda, Insecta, Hymenoptera, Braconidae. The record is from RefSeq and is a predicted model, not a curated record. The coding region runs from base 34 to 459 and encodes 141 amino acids. The transcript is spliced from 3 exons.
CUAGAGCAUGGAUUGAAAACAAUUCAUCGAUAGAUGGCUACGAAAGAAUUUAUUGAAGCAUCUAUGAGAAAAGCGUUGAAAGAUGUUACUAAUCUUACUGAAAAAAAUACUCCACCAUUAAAAGAUCCAGAAAUGAAUGCUGAGAAAAAGAUUGUAAUAACUGAUGAUUUUACCGUUGGCCUUACUGAGUAUAAAAAACUUGCAAAUGCACCUUCAAUGUGUAUAAGAGCCAAACGAAUUAUGCACAAUAUGUGGCCGCCUGAAAUAAGACACCGGUUAUUAGCUACAGCAGACCCGAAAAAGCCAGAUAAGCAGAUCGUUACUGAAGCAGAAAAAACAAAAAUAAUUGAAGUGACUUUGGCUUUACAACAAUUUAAACGAAUACCUAUUUACAGUGAAAAAGACCGAAUCAUCAAUAAUAUAGGCGAAUGGGUGUGCCAAUGGCUUAAAAGUAAAUGACAAGCUGAUAAAAUUAGAGAUCCUACUCCUACUCCUUAAACAAUUUUAAAACGUUCAAAAAAAUAUAUUAUUUACUUUUACUAAAAUAAAUUAUACUUCGGACAUUCUACCUUAAGUUUAAUUAUAUCCUGGCGGUUUAGAAUCACGGUGGAAACUCAAUGGGUUUGUUCCAUUUUACCACUGUGAUGACGCGGUGUAUCCACCGUGAUUCAAAUCUGCGAGGGUAUCUAGUUUGACAGUUAAUAUUUGUGUUGGAAUUAGUAGAAAACAAUGAAUAUGGCCACUACGCAAUAAUGAUAUAGAAUUAUGGAAUGUUCCACUUUUUUCAAUAUAGUCUAUGAUGUUGAUUUUAUUUAAUCCAAAAAAAAAGUUGAAGAUAAAAAUCAAUCUAAAUGCAAUGACAAACUAGUUAUAAAUAAGUUGUUACGUAGGUUAAGUUGUUGCAAUGUGGUGUGAUAAUUUAUCACUGAUGGAACUUCAACAUGAUACUAGUGACAAAUUAUAAGACGUAAAGGCCGGAACAUU